AUGCAGGCGGCCGCCACGGACGACCGAUCCUACCGAAUCCAACGCCAGGCGAAUAUGCCAUAUUCCACUGAUGCUCCUGUUCUUCAGUCAGAAGCCGACCGUCAAGGACGAUCGAAUUCACGCCCGCCAGUUAGCGCAAAUGGGAAGAAUAUUGCGAACUUUCCGGAGCUAGCUCCAAUAUCGCCGGAGGCUCGAAGACGCCAGAUAGCUACGCAUAGGCGAUCAGACAGUCUUGGGAGUGUCAGGGACGGGGUUGGAAACCUGAAUCGCUGGUCGCAGUCUACAACCUCUAGCAAAGGUUCCACGGCGCAUGUGAGGUCAAACAGCUCCUCGCGCGCGCUGGGGUCGGCCUCCGGAACCAGCAAAAUUGAUACUUUCUCCAAAGGAAGCAGAUACGGGGCGCCAAAGUCGGAAAGCUCUCCUCAGCGGCUUCCGUUGCGAGGACGAGACGGCUCAAAUCUCCCACCGACCCUACCUCCCAUAAUAACGCUCCCCACAUAUCGCCCUGGUAGCAACGAUCGCGAUCAGUCCCCACAAACGGGAACAACUAUCUCGCCAUCAACUGCAGGGUUACUGUCCGCCGCGGUGCGGUCUGCGGCGCCUGACUACUUUGGCGAUUCGUGGGAGCAUCUAAAUACCCUUGGCUCAACGAGAAACCAUUCAAUGAAUCGGUCUCCCAUAAUCCCUUCGUCUUCGCUCCCACCAGGAUACACCAAAUCUAGUGCCAGCCCUGUCCAGAAGCCGCGGCAGGGAGGGGACCGUAGCCGCAGUAGGGGACAUUCGCGAAACCGGUCGCACGCCACGAAAGGGAGCUCAGGGACCAUAUCCUCGGAGAAAAACAAAGAUCGCUCGUCGAGGCAGCCAUCGCAAAAAGCCAUGCUUUCAAAGGCGCUUCAGAAAGCGAAUACGGCGGUGGUGCUUGAUAAUGCAAUGAAUUUCGAGGGUGCCAUGCAGGCGUAUUCAGAGGCAUGCGAUUUACUACAACAAGUGAUGAUGAGGAGCUCCGGGGAUGAAGAUAGAAGGAAGCUGGAGGCUAUUCGAAAUACCUACACCAGUCGGAUAACAGAGCUGGUGAAGCUUGCUCCCUACAAUGAGGAUGACAAAGCCUUACCUGCCAGACCCGAAAGCAUUGAAUACACAGAUGAUCUAUCUCCCCCCAUAGAUGAUGACGGAGCAACGGUAGGAAUGGCAACUAUGACGACAAUAGUUAACCAAGACACCUUUGCCCUUGAACCUUUCCCUGCUGAGCAGCCACCUAUACAACACCCCCGACGAAGGGACUCACUUGUGCCGCAGACCUUUGAUAGAUCUGCCCCUGCAAGGUCUCCGAUCGGCCAAGGCCUCCUCGGCUCACAAACAGCUCUGCCCCCCCCAAUGGAGCGCCAAUCAAUGAUGGUGCCACCACUCUCCCCAAGACCCCCAACCUCUCCAAUGGAUAUGCUACCAACGGAAGAAGACCACUCAAAGCCCUAUCGUCCAUCGACUGAAUCGAAUGAAAACAGUCAUGCGAGGGAAAUAAGCACCGAUUCCAUUUCCUGGCUGGAUACUAUUGAUGAAUCUGGUGGUUCCGGGGCUUCGUCCGUACAUUCAAGGACGUCGUCACUGGGCAUGAGAAGGAAACAUAUACGAGCUGCUAGCGGAGCAACCGAGGCAGAAUUUGAUGCUGCCUUAGAUGCUGCAGUGGAAGCAGCAUAUGACGACGGUUUCGAGCCUGUGGAAAACCUCCCUCCCAUGAGAAGCACUGCUGAGUAUGAUAAUGGAGUCGCAAGUAUGCGAAUGAGGGUUGAGAUGGCUAGGGAAAGGGUCAGGCAAACAGAAAGGGAGACCGCUGUUCACAUGGCCAGAGAUCGAGAGAGGGAGCGCAUGGCACAAGACCAGACCGGCCAGGAGGACUACUAUGACGGCGAAUCAGAGGAAGAAGAGCGUAUGCUUGAGGAGAUGACCAGAGGCUACGUUAUGGAUGAGUUUGAGUUCGGUCUCCAGUCCAAGUCGGCAUUGCCUCGAGAAUCUGACUCGAGUGGGUUUUCUGGACGCACCUGGCACAGUUCUCUCGGGUCAAAUCCCACCACUAGUGGAACUACCAUGUCUACCAUUACGGAGACUACCCCUAUCCCCAAAUUACCCGUUUUUCAAUCGAAAACACCGCCGCCAGUUUACCCUCCCCCUGGCCAAGCUCCCCCGCUUCCUCCUACGUCUAGUGCUCCGCAAUUCUCACGACCAUUGCAAAUGCAGGCGCCCGAACCCGCAACUAAUUCUCAUGCCGUGAGGGGCAGACGCCUGUCGGGACAAAAUCCCAAGCAAUUGAAGAUCGAUACCACCACAAUUACCACACCAAAAGCACCACCUCCGGAAGUCCCUUUAGAGCCUGCAGGAGGGUUUUCGCUACCGAAAAUGGAAAUGCCACCACCUCCGAUACCGCAAUCCGCGAGCAACACCGGAUUCUGGGCUCGCCAAACCUCAUCUCCUUUCCUAGCAGACGUUGCGUCUCCGCCGACGCCUACACUUACGCAAAGCUUUAAUUUGGACGAUAAUGCCUGCUCUAUUCCUUGUUCUGGUUCUCCUGGACGAGCGCAGUCCAGAUCAGGAAUCCGGAAGAACUUCUCUUCCUCCAGUCUCAAGAACCUGAAGAGUCGAAAUCCUUCGGUAUCUCACGUGGACGAUGGCCCCGAGGUGUCACCGAAUACGCCAAUGACGGCUCAGUUUGGCACCAUUUCAGCCACGAGGGGAGAUCCAAACAGACUGCCGGCGAUGCCAGCACUGCCAACACCCAUUGCAGUGGCUUUCCGAGACAAGAUAAAUGGUGCUCCGAAUGGUGCUCCCACCGGCGGCCUGUACCUAUUCGAUAAUGAUAUGCACUCUCCAGAAAGUCCAAGCUUGCCUAAAAGCGGCCACACAGGUGGGCCGAUACCCUUGGAGCCAUGUCCGACUGAACAUCUCCUACGGCCUUUCUGGCUAAUGCGCGCUUUCUAUCAAACCUUGGUCCAUACUCGUGGUGGAUACCUCUCUACCAAACUUUUCGUACCAAGGGAUGUCUGGCGUGUCAAGGGAGUUAAAAUCAAGGGGCUUGAGGAGAAGAUAUCAUGCUGUGAUCUCCUAACGGCAGCUUUGCAGAAACUCGCUCAGGUUGAUACCUUUGAUGCGGAUGCGGUGCUCGAUGAGAUGCAGGCUUUUGAAGACGUCCUUGAGCAAGCUCGGGCCAUUCUAGUACGAAAGCUUGGUAAUGAUGUCGGUGUACAGGGCUCAGGCAUGCUAUUUAAGGAUGCCUCGUCGACCUCAACCGAAGCAGAGGCAACUACCACCACCUCCAAAACAUCGUCCGGGACCGGGAAGCAAUCUUCGUUCUCGUGGCGCCGAUUGCGGUCCAAGAGUUCUGGGGUGGCGCUGAAUAAUUACGGCGGACGCACCGCAGUAACAGAGACUCCAAAGGAAGGACAUACUAUAAGUUCUCUUCCCAUGACGACCUCGGGCAGUACCCGAUUCGCGAAGAGGGAUAUAUCCCAGGUUCACUUUACGGGCCCGAAUGCCAACUAUAUGAGCGCAUUAGCAAAGCUAUUCGAUGCAGCUCAAGUCCUUGACCAAAUCGCUCGUCAGGUCGAGGAUCCCGGCCUUAAACAUGCAGAUAAAACACAAGUCGGUUUGGAACUGAGCACUCGCCACGCUGCGGAGUUCUUCGGAUUCUAUAUCUGCAGAUUCGUCGUGACAGAUAUUGGCAUGCUACUGGACAAAUUCCUCAAGAGAGGCAGUGAAUGGGUCCUCAUUUGA
This is a messenger RNA of Pseudogymnoascus destructans, 3762 nucleotides long. RefSeq lists its product as uncharacterized. Lineage: Eukaryota; Fungi; Ascomycota; Leotiomycetes; Thelebolales; Thelebolaceae. The record is from RefSeq and is a predicted model, not a curated record. The transcript is spliced from 4 exons. The coding region runs from base 1 to 3762 and encodes 1253 amino acids.